UUGUGUCCAUAUUAUUAUACUAUAAACUUUAAUUACUGUAAUUUUGUGACUUUGACAUUUGACGUAUUACAAUAAUUGUAUAUUUUCAUUUUAUUUUAUUUAUUUUUUAUUAUAAUUAUAAUUUUUAAAACUGUUAUUAGGAUUAUUGUGCCUACAAUGAUUGACUGUGUGUAAAGUUGUUGCUUUUAUUUUGCACAGAGCUAUACAAAUAAUACCGCAGAGAUUAACCGCUUAGAUUAUCGCUGGGUGACGCCUAACCUACUGACCAAUCACAACACAGGGGUGUGUCCAAAUAUUUUCGAAUGGAGGAAGAAGCAUACAGAAAGCAACAAAUUAAAACAAAUGCCAUGGCAAAAAGGAUAUUUGCAGUAAGAGCAUAUGUAGCAAAAUCACAACGAUGUAUCCUUCAAGGCGUUGCAAAGGACUGUUGCUAUGUACGCACUUAUAUUUGAUAUAAUAAAAGAUAUCCAUGUACGCAUACAGCUUACUUUUGCGCAAAGUAAAAUAACAGUACAUCAUUGGCAACAAGGCGGCACAAAAAUUGCCAAUCAAAUGCCGAUGAAUUCAUUAGGAUAUUUAGCAACGGAUAUAAAUUAAACGACUGGAUUAGUUUCAUUUGGAAAGUCUUUGCAUAAUAGACGGCUUUUACUUAAACCGGAAGUGCGAUUUCGGCUAAAAUGGACAGUGCCAAUGUCGAUAGAAAUGUGGGCUCAAAGAAAACGCGUAGCGGUAUUUUAAAUAAAUCCUUUAAAGUGAAUACAAUGCCGGCGCCGUCGAAAGGCGCUAAUCGGGUGCCAAAAUGUGCGCGUUGCCGUAAUCAUGGCAUCAUCUCCGAGUUGCGUGGUCACAAGAAGCUAUGCACCUACAAAAAUUGUAAAUGUGCAAAGUGCGUGCUAAUUUUCGAACGGCAGCGUAUUAUGGCGGCACAGGUUGCCCUGAAGCGUCAACAGGCGGUGGAGAAUGCUAUUGCACUGCGCCUGAUGGCCACCAAGACGGGCAAACAAAUGGAUGCGUUGCCGGAGGGACAAAUCUUUGGUCUGUCCACGAGCGUCUUAAAUGAUUGCGCGGAGGUGGGCGACGCAAUGGACAGACAAGUGCCCACACAGCGUCAAAUGAAAUCACUGCAAAUACAACAGAUGGCUGAGGACCUCAGCACGUCCAGUUGUGGCGGCAGUUUGAGUCACGAGGCAACAACUACUUCGUUGGGCUCAACACCCACCCCACCCUCUCCAGUGGUGGUCUCACAAAGCGCUAUCGAUAUGUUGGCGCAACUUUUUCCGCAUCGGAAACGUUCCGUACUAGAGUUGAUAUUGAAGCGUUGUGACUUGGAUUUGGUGCGCGCAAUUGAGAGCGUAACACCUGCAAUUAGUAACACAUUAACCGAUGCAACAACUACUGCCACUGCUAGCACAACAAUUAACGCAACAACAGCAAUAAAAGCUACGCCCAUACGGAGCGCCUUCAAACCGGUCACAGCGGAGUUGUAUUCGCACAAAGCGGGCUUAACUGUGAGUAGUGUUAGUGGCUCCCCCGUAUCCACCGGCUCACCGGCCAUCUGCGCCUACCCCAAAUGGUUUGUACCGCUCUCUUUUCCCGUCACAAUGGGCCAUCUAUCGAAUUUGGCGCCACGCUGCACCCUUCCCAACUGCACCUGCAUGGAUACGUAUCAAUUCAAUUGAUGCCGCCCGCACAUCUCCUACGGAUAAAAUAUAAUAUAAAUAGGCUACCAUGCAUUUGUUGUAAUUUUAUUAUUUGCUUUUAUUAUUGAAUAAAGAUUGCCUGUGUUGCCGGCGUGUUUGUCAGCUUUUAGUCAGAUG
Molecule: messenger RNA, 1817 nt
Organism: Bactrocera dorsalis (oriental fruit fly)
Lineage: Eukaryota; Metazoa; Arthropoda; Insecta; Diptera; Tephritidae
Gene: dmrt93B
Product: doublesex- and mab-3-related transcription factor A2
Exons: 4
Coding region: 678-1679 (333 amino acids)
Biological process (GO): sex differentiation; regulation of transcription by RNA polymerase II
Cellular component (GO): nucleus
Molecular function (GO): RNA polymerase II cis-regulatory region sequence-specific DNA binding; DNA-binding transcription factor activity, RNA polymerase II-specific; protein binding
Source: RefSeq, a predicted model, not a curated record